Messenger RNA from Rhizophagus irregularis DAOM 181602=DAOM 197198, 1437 nucleotides. RefSeq lists its product as uncharacterized. The record is from RefSeq and is a predicted model, not a curated record. Lineage: Eukaryota; Fungi; Glomeromycota; Glomeromycetes; Glomerales; Glomeraceae.
AUGAAUUCAAAUUUCCAUUCUGGCCUCGUAAAAGAUAUCUCCUUGUUAUUAAAUGAUUCCAAUUAUUUAAACGUUACUAUUCAUGUUGGUGAAAACGAAAAUGCAGAAGAAUUUAAGGCCCAUUCAAUUAUUUUAUGUGCUCGUUCUGACUAUUUUAAGUGUGCAUUUUCAAAUGAAUGGGUUACAAUGAAUAAUAAUAUGAUCACAUUUAAUAAACCGAAUAUUGCUCCAAAGAUUUUUGAAAUGAUUUUAAAAUAUAUUUAUGCAGGAGAACUUGACUUGACAAAUCAGCCAGGUGAAAAUAUUCUAGAACUUUUGGUUGCAUCUGACGAACUGGUUAUUGAAGAAUUAUUUGAACAUCUUCAAGAUUAUUUAAUUGAAAAACGACAAACUUGGGUCAAGCAAAACUUUGUUUUCGUUCUUCAUACUGUAUUUAAAAUUGUAAGAUGUAAGAAAUUACAAGAUUAUUGUCUUAAAUCCAUUUGUACCGAUAUAUUACCAUUUAUUACUUCAAAAGAAUUUCUAUUACUAAAUAAAGAUAUUCUUUAUGAACUACUUAAGCGAGAUGAUUUUCGAGUUGAAGCGAUAGUUGUUUGGGAAUCUUUGAUUAAGUGGAGCAUUAAACAAAUACCUGAAUUGGAGAAGAAAAAUAAUCAGGAAGAGUGGAUUGACGAGAAUUAUGAGGAUUUAAAGGAUAUAUUAAGUAAUUUUAUUCCUCUUAUUAAAUUUUUAGAUAUUACUUCUGAAGAUUUCUAUCAUAAAGUUCGACCAUAUAAGGCCAUUAUUCCAAAUGAUAUUUAUGAAAAAGUAAUGGCGUAUUAUUUAAUUGAACAACCCAAAUCAUACCUUCAUACUAUUUCACCACAAAUUGAAUCAAAUAUUAUCAAAUCAAAGCUUACAAAUAUCAUUAUUAAUUGGAUUGAUAAAAAACAUGGCAAUUUUAUUCGUACUAAAGAAGAUAUAUUAUACAAAUUUAAACUUGUUUACCGGGAUAGUCGGGAUGGAAUCAAUAAUGAAUCAUUUAGAAAUAAAUGUGAAGGUCAAGUAGGAAGUUUGAUUUUAAUUAAAGUAAAUCAAUCAAAUAAAAUUUUUGGUGGAUUUAGUUCUAUUGGAUUUAAUUCAAUUGGAAAUGAUUUAUUACAAUUUGAUUUUAAUGGUUAUAAUAGUUUAUCAUUUUAUUAUUCAUUAGAUAAUUUUAUUUUUUCAUUUGAAAAUAAUGAAGAUAUUCAAAAUAUGAAAAUUAGUCGUGUUAUAGAUUAUUCUAAAGCUAUAUUGAAUCAUUAUACUUUUGGAUUUAAUUUUGGUCGAGGUUCAUUAUAUAUGAAAAACCAAUAUUUAUUUAUUAACAGUGAAUGUGAUAAUUAUGAAAAGAAUUUAAACAUCAAUGAUAAUUUUAUUAUUGAAGAAAUUGAAACUUAUAUUGUCGUUAAACAAUAA